AUGAAACUGGAGCUAGUCCUCAUACCAUCAACUGGUGACGGCCACCUCCGGCCACUAGUGGAGGUUGCUAAGCUCCUCCUUGACAACGAUGAUCAUCUCUCCAUCACCGUCAUCAUCAUCCCUUCCAUGCACGGAUUCCAAACCACAAGCUAUUCCUCCUACAUCGCUUCUCUCUCCACAACUUCCAAUGACCGCCUUCGCUUCAGCUUCAUAUCAUCUGCCGAUAGACCAAACUCUCCUGACGCCGAGCCUAAUUUCAUCUCCUACAUGGAGAGUUAUAAACCGGUGGUGAAAGCUACGGUGGCUAAACUCACUGACUCUGCUCAACCUCCCUCUAGCCGGCUUGCUGGCUUCGUGAUGGACAUUUUCUGCACGACGAUGAUUGACGUUGCGAACGACUUUGGCGUUCCGACAUACUUGUUCUAUCCUUCCAACGCCACGUUUUUUGGAUUACAGAUACAUGUGCAGUAUCUUUGCGACGUUGAGAAGUGCGACAUCAUCAGCGAGUUGAAAGAUUCAGACACUGAGUUGGAAGUACCUUGUCUGACUCGCUCUUUACCAGCCAAGUGCUUCCCAUCCGUGUUGUUAAACAAGGAGUGGUUACCUGUUUUUCUAAGGCAAGCCAGAAGAUUCCGCGAAACUAAAGGUUUCUUGGUGAACACGUUUGCUGAACUUGAGCCACAAGCUAUGAGUUUCCUCUCCAGCGGAGAUAAUAAUCUUCCCACGGUUUACGCGGUUGGGCCGGUUUUAAGUGUCGAAAACAACGGUUUAGACUUGGCCGACGAUAAACAAACGGAGAUCCUACGGUGGCUCGAUGACCAGCCGGAUAGAUCAGUUGUGUUCCUCUGCUUCGGGAGCAUGGGAGGUUUCAGUGAGGAUCAAGCCAAAGAGAUUGCCAUAGCGCUUGAACGAAAUGGCUGUUUAAGGUGA
Brassica napus (rape) is the source of this 930-nucleotide messenger RNA. Its product is annotated as UDP-glycosyltransferase 71B2-like. Lineage: Eukaryota; Viridiplantae; Streptophyta; Magnoliopsida; Brassicales; Brassicaceae. The record is from RefSeq and is a predicted model, not a curated record. The coding region runs from base 1 to 930 and encodes 309 amino acids. The transcript has a single exon.